ACUGCGGGCUUCAUCAGACGCGGAAGAACAACUCUAUUGGUAAAUUCACAAUCCCGAAGGAUCCCGAGUCUUAAAACUCCCAUUUCACUUCAGUUCGAAUACAUGUUCAGUUCGAGCUAACCCUCCGGUGUGCCUCUCUGCGUGUUUCCAAAUGCGAGUGUGAGCGACGCACCACUCGCGCAUCAUUCACUAAACCUCUCAAUACAUGGAACAGGACAUGGAGAAUAACAUGGAGCAGAACAUGGAGCAGAACUUGGAGCAGAAGUUUGUGAACACAGUGGCGACGCUGGUGGAAGCUGCGGUCCAGGCUACGGUGCUGGCGUGCCGGGAGGCCUGGGGAGGAGAGGUGCCGCUACCGGACAUCCAAGAGGCCCACACGCAGCACUUUCGGAGCAUUCAGAGCUCUCUGGUGCUGGACAUCCACGCCGUGUACACCGAGCUGCUCGGGGAGGUGGAGUCUCUACGGGCUCGUGUGCAGCAGUUGGAGGGGACGCUGCAGCGGAUGCCUAAAGCGGGACACAGAGGCGAGGAUGAGGGCCACACGGACACGGUGCUCAAGAGCUUGGGCGAAAAUGCCGAAAACGUGCUGCUGCAGGACGGCUUUCUGCUGGAGGCUCCAGUGCUGUUUGUAUCCACGGACGCAGAGCCGCUGGUGCUGGAGGCCCCCCACAGCCCGGACAGCCCGAAUGUACUUGAUGGCUCGGCUGCUGAGAGAUCAAAAAGAAAGAAAGGAGGCAAUUCAAAAAGAUAUAAAUAUGCCACUGAGGAAGAGGAGGAGGACACAGCCCCUGUGGAGGUGUUGGCCAGUCGAGUGUCGGGCAGAACCUUGAAACCUGUGAAGCGAUACUUUUGUGACUUCUGUAACAUGGGUUUUCACUGGAAAGGAGACCUGAACAAGCACAUGAAGGUGCACUUCAAAGCCUUCCCCUGUGAGCAAUGUGAGCGCACAUUUACAGAUGAGGCAGCUCUGGAGAAACAUGCCCAGAGUCAUGAGGAAAAGGAGCCGCUGCCCUUCCCCUGCCCACAUUGUAAGAGAGCCUUCAGGAAGGAGCUGUCCCUAUACAACCACAUGGCCCGCCAUCAGCAGACUCCCCCCAAAGCCUUCACCUGUGAGCAGUGUGGGCGCAGCUUUAGGCUGGAGCAGUCCCUGGAGAACCAUCGGGUGCGUCACCAGAAAGAGGCCCUAACCUUUCAGUGUCAGCUCUGUGAUAAGACCUGCAAGAGCUCUGUGCAGCUACGGUGCCACAUGGUAGUCCACUCGGAGGAUCGGCCCUACAGCUGUGCAACCUGCGGCAAAGAGUUCAAGAGCAAAGACACGCUCCGCUUUCACCAGAUGGUCCACACCAAUGCCAAGAAGUACAAGUGCUCCGAGUGCGAGGAGAGCUUCAAGUACGCCCACUCCCUGACAGUACACCGCAGGAAGCACACAGGCAUUAGCCCGUUCGUCUGCUCCGUGUGUAACCGAUCCUAUCGCACUGGCACUGCCCUAAAGCGCCACAGCGUGGUGCACACCGGAGAAAAGCCUUUUACAUGCCACAUCUGUGGAGCUCGCUUCAGCCUCAACAACAACCUGAAGAGGCACAUCCGCAUCCACACAGGUGAGAAGCCCUUCAGCUGCCAGGACUGUGGCAAGAGCUUCUCUGACAACAACAAGCUCAAGUCCCACAUGCUCAUCCAUGGCGCUAGCAAGCCCUUCAUGUGUGACCUGUGUGGAAAGACUUUCCUGUUCAAUUGCAGGCUGCGGGCACACCAAAAGUUUGUGCACGCUAACCGCGAGGAGUCGGACAGGCUGCAGGCCCCCGGGCUGCAGCGCAGAAACAGAGCUGUGGAGAAACCCUUCAGCUGUAAAAUCUGCCUGCGAGGCUUCUCGGCUGCCUGGUCGCUCAAACUGCAUGAGAAGGGCCACAGCGAGCAGAAGGAGUUCACCUGUGAACUGUGUGAUAAGUCCUUCCAUAACAAAUACUCGUUCAGCUACCACCAGCGCAGCCACACAGGUGACAAGCCCUUUGUGUGCGAUGUGUGUGGAAACAGGUUCUUCCAAGCCAGCAGCUUAAAACAGCAUGAGCGCAUCCACACAGGAGAGAAGCCCUACAAGUGUGACCAGUGCGGGAAAGCAUUCCGCACUGACGGCAACUUCUACAGACACAUGCGCAUCCACAGCGGAGACAAGCCCUUCCAGUGUAUGUACUGUGAGAAGAAGUUCCACCAAUCCAACCAGCUAAAGGCCCACAUGCAGCUGCACACAGGGCAAAAGCUGUACUCCUGCUCCACCUGUGGACGGGGCUUCUCUGAUUCUCGACAGCUCAAGAAGCACAGCUGCCACGGCUCACGGCGCGCACGCACAGACACAGACACAGAGUUGUGUCUGACGCUCAACUCCCCACACACUGAAAAUAGGCGUGUAUCAGUAGUUUUAAUGCCUUCGAACGUGGUGGGAGAUGAUAUGGAGACCGCGGCUUACAGUGCCACCAGGGCUGUUGUAGACACUGCCAUAAACACGGCUCUUCAGCUGUUCUGUCCACCUGGAAAAGCUCUCACAAAGCCAGUGUCACAGGGAGCAGUGGUGACUAUGGUGGCUCAUGAGGCCACCAGAAAAAUCCACAGCAUCUUUGUGCAGCUGCUGCGGCGUGAGACUCAAGCCCUGCGGAGAAGACUGAGCCUAGAGCAGCAGAGCCAGAGAAGGAACAGACUGAGCCUAGAGGAGAGCCAAAGGAGGAGCAUCCCAGAGGAGGAGCAGGGCACCCUGCGGGAGAAGGCCUGUGUGAUGAGUGCCACUGAGCAAGCAUCAGAGAAUACUGCUUCUGAGAAGCAAAGCCCACAAAAUGCUGACUCCACUGUCCAUGUUCGCAACAAGAAGCCUGCACAAACAACAGGGGGAAGUGAUGAGCCUCAGUCUGCGCUGGUCUGUGAGCACUGCACACGCACUUUCACGCAACACAGCCACUUAGAGGUUCACCUGCUGGAGGACUGUGUGAAUAAAGCUAGCCCCUUCAAGUGCAGCAUCUGUGACAAAAUGUUUAAAAACAAAGUGUAUUUGAAAACCCACCAGCAACUGCACAGUGACUCCAGACCUUUCACCUGCUCCACCUGUGGAAAAGCCUUCAAGACCAAGUCAUACCUAAGUGCCCAUGUGGCCGUGCACUCCGGCCACAAGCCCCAUCCGUGCUCCGAGUGUGGUAAGAGUUUUAGGAGCGCCUUUGCCCUCAAGAGCCAUGAGAGCACCCACUCCAGAGAGCAGCCCUACACUUGCUCCCAGUGUGACAAGAGCUUCAAACUGAAGCGCUCUCUUCAGCUGCACCAGUCUGUGCACAGUGGCCGGAGCUUCAGCUGUGAGCUCUGUGGAGCCUGCUUUACCUUUCAGCAGAACCUCAAGCGCCACAUGCGCAUCCACAGUGGAGAGCGGCCAUUCAAGUGCCCCAUCUGCAGCAAGAGCUUUGUCCAGAACAAGCUCAAGGCCCACAUGCUCAUCCACGGAGCCCCAAAGACCUUCAUGUGUGACCUGUGCGGGCGCACUUUUCUCUACAACUUCCAGCUCCAGAGACACCAGAAGCAGGUCCACGAGAAGGAGCAGCAGGGGGGCGUGAGAAGCCGGGGACAGGCUGGAGGUCAGAGCAGUGCAGGGCAGCGGCGGGUGAUCCUGCGCCUGGACAGGACCACAGUGGACGUGACACCCUUCAGCUGUGACACCUGUCACCGCAGCUUUGAGAACACUAGCGCCUUGCACAAGCACCAGCUUGUCCACUCCGACAUGAAGCAGUACAAGUGUCACUUGUGCCCAAAGACCUUCUUCUACAAAGCCACAUACAACUACCACCUGAGGCUGCACUCUGGUGAGCGGCCGUUUCAGUGCGACCUGUGUGAGAAGACCUUCAUCAACCAGCAGGCUCUGAAGAGCCACCGCCUGCAGCACACGGGGGAGAAGCCACACCAGUGCCAGCACUGUGAGAAGGCCUUUAGAGUCCAGGCCAACUACCGCAAGCACCUGCUCAUCCACUCAGGACACAAACCGUACGAGUGUGAGGUGUGCGGGGCGCGCUUUAGACAGCUCACACAUGUACAAUUCCAUAUGCAGGUGCACACAGGCCAGAAGCCCUACUCCUGCUCCAGCUGUGGCCUGGGUUUCUCUGACUCACGCCUGCUCAAGAAGCACAGCUGUGGGCUCCAGCAGCCCAGGCUCUGGGCCCACCUGUCUCACUGAGCUCCCCUUAGAAGGAACAUUCAUCUGAUCAGCUGUUGUCUACAUCUACAACUUAAGUUUAGAAUAAAAAUAUCUCCAUCAACAAAAGGGUUGAGUCACAGUUAACUUU
This is a messenger RNA of Periophthalmus magnuspinnatus, 4307 nucleotides long. RefSeq names its product zinc finger protein 729-like. The record is from RefSeq and is a predicted model, not a curated record. Gene Ontology annotation, biological process: regulation of transcription by RNA polymerase II. Gene Ontology annotation, cellular component: nucleus. Lineage: Eukaryota; Metazoa; Chordata; Actinopteri; Gobiiformes; Gobiidae. Gene Ontology annotation, molecular function: DNA-binding transcription activator activity, RNA polymerase II-specific; RNA polymerase II cis-regulatory region sequence-specific DNA binding. The transcript has 7 exons. Bases 206 to 4198 code for a protein of 1330 amino acids.